CGGGAGCCGCCGAGGCUGAAAACGAGUCACCUCGGUCCAUCACACUUUGGCUUAGUUAGCACCCCGGAGGUCAAAAGCGUUUUCUCACUAGGUUGUCGUACAUCGUGUGAUCCCGAUUCUUGAUGGAUUUCGUCCUCCAACCGCCGGUGCAUCGCGUUCUUUGUGCCGAUUGUGGGGAUGUAAUCGAGCCCAACUCCGCGAAUCUUUGCGUGAAUUGUUUGAGGAAUUCUGUAGAUAUUACAGAAGGCAUCCCAAAGCAAUCGUCAGUAAGCUACUGCAGGAACUGUGAACGAUAUUUGGCGCCACCCGCCACUUGGUCCGUUGUCCAGCUGGAGUCCCGCGAACUCCUUGCAAUAUGCCUAAAGAAGCUUAAGGGGCUAAAUAGGGUCCGGCUUAUUGAUGCUGGGUUCAUAUGGACUGAGCCGCAUUCAAAGCGCUUGCGAGUAAAACUGACAAUCCAGAAAGAAGUAUUCACAUCCACAAUCCUUCAACAAAUAUUUGAAGUGGAGUACAUUAUACAGUAUGGACAGUGUCCCGAUUGUUCGAAACUGGCUGCCAAGAACACUUGGAAGGCCCUAGUUCAAGUCCGCCAGAAAGUCAGCCACAAACGGACUUUCCUAUAUUUGGAACAGUUAAUCUUGAAACAUGGUGCGGACAAGGAUACCAUUUCGAUAAAAGAAGUGAAGGAUGGAUUGGAUUUCUACUUUUCUCAACGAAGCCACGCCAUCAAAAUGGUCGAUUUCCUCAGCGCUGUCGUGCCUAUUAGGCAGAAGAUUUCGGAACAGCUGUUGUCCGCAGACACACACUCAAAUACGGCGAACUUCAAGUUCACAUAUUCUGUGGAAAUAAUACCUAUUUGUCGUGAUGACCUCAUAUGUUUAACUCCCAAACAGGCACGAGGUUUUAGCAGCAUUAGUCCUCUCACGCUGUGUAGUCGGGUUGGGAAUUCUCUUCAUCUCAUUGAUCCGAGUACACUCUCUGUUGCAGAAGUGGCAUCGCCCGUAUACUGGCGGAACCCUUUCGAAUCCCUUGCCACUGUCUCUGAUCUUGUGGAGUUUACUAUCCUAGACAUAGAACUGUCUGGAACAGCGAAGGGUAAAUGGCUGCUCGCAGACGCUCAAGUCGCACCAGCUAGUGCCUUUCGAUCGGGCGGCGUUACAAAUGAUAUAGAUAUGGAUGAUAUCGGUGGAACGGAUGCGAUAUACCACACUCGUACACAUUUAGGGGCUAUUCUUCAUCCAGGCGAUUCAGCUCUCGGUUACUUCAUAUCUCGGAGCAAUUUCAACUCGGAUGCCUUCGAUGAGUUGGAUCCUGGUCGUAUUCCUGACAUCAUAUUAGUGAAAAAGAAAUACCAGCGUCGUAAAAGAAGGGGUCGCCCGCGUAACUGGAAACUCAAAUCCAUCGCCAAGGAGGCGGAGGAAAUUGAGGAAGGCACGAAAGGCUCUGGGCGUGGGGCAAUCGGGCGACGAGGGGGUCUUGAUCAAGCUCGCGUGGAGGCUGAUUAUGAGUUAUUCCUUCAAGAACUAGAGGAGGAUCCGGAGUUGCGUGGGGCUGUUAACUUGUACAAAGUCAGCAACAAGGACGCAAAAGCACCGGGCACCGAACACGAGGAAAAGGGCAAGGUUGCAUUUGCGAUGGACGUGGAGCCUACAUCAACACCAGCUGGUGCUGAUGAGGAAAGCGAGGCCGGAGAGGAUGAUGGUGACUUCCCAGAGAUAAAGAUGGAGGAGCUUUUGGACGAGUUUGAAGGGUUGGGCAUUACAGACGGAGACACAGCAGGCGAGUAAGUACUUCAGUUUCCCUGUUGUGCUCCGAUAGUGCAUUUUGUAAAUACAUCAUCUAUUUGGUUCGGUUGGUUCGAACAACCUAGCUUUCAUGCGCC
Molecule: messenger RNA, 1882 nt
Organism: Cantharellus anzutake
Lineage: Eukaryota; Fungi; Basidiomycota; Agaricomycetes; Cantharellales; Hydnaceae
Exons: 7
Coding region: 123-1787 (554 amino acids)
Biological process (GO): ribosomal large subunit export from nucleus
Cellular component (GO): nucleus; cytoplasm
Molecular function (GO): ribosomal large subunit binding
Source: RefSeq, a predicted model, not a curated record